Molecule: messenger RNA, 924 nt
Organism: Culicoides brevitarsis
Lineage: Eukaryota; Metazoa; Arthropoda; Insecta; Diptera; Ceratopogonidae
Gene: Coa7
Product: cytochrome c oxidase assembly factor 7 homolog
Exons: 2
Coding region: 131-853 (240 amino acids)
Cellular component (GO): mitochondrial intermembrane space
Molecular function (GO): protein binding
Source: RefSeq, a predicted model, not a curated record
AAUGAUUGUUUAAUGGGUCGACAAAUGUGAAUUUUGUGAAUUGAAUAACCACAAUAAGGACAAAAAUACGGAUUAAUUACAUCAUAAUAUCGUAUUUACUCAAAGACAUUCACUGAAACACGUCGAAAAGAUGGCAUAUAACUUGAAAGAAGAAGGAGAAGUCAAAGAAUAUCUCGAUAACUUGGGCACGGAAUAUCGAUUUGGUUGUUUUAGCGAAAAAAAUCCUGAAGUGUGUCAUCUUCUCGGCGACUUUCUUGAAGCCAUCAAAAAGGAUUUCGACAAAGCUUCCAAAGUGUACAAAUCCAAUUGCGACGAUUACAAUUAUGGAAAAUCGUGCCUCAAAUUUGGGCAUUACAGUUUUCUCGCCAAAGGAAAAGCAUCGACAAAAAGUGAUCCGGUUCAAGCAUUGAAAUACUAUGAGAAAGGAUGUGAUUUAAAAGUUUCGGAAUCGUGUUUGAAUUCUGGAUUGUUAUUGAUUUCAAAAAAUCGGCCAUCAACUAUGGAGCGUGAUGUUCCAAGAUCCUUAGAAUACCUGUCGAAAAGUUGCGAUUUGGAUAAUGCACUUGGAUGUUAUUAUCUCUCGGGCAUGUACAUUUCGGGCGUGAAGAAAACUGAAGAUGUAACGGAAAACGAUUACAUUAUCCCGAAAAAUAUGGAAAAGGCGUUUGUUCUUGCACAGAAAGCAUGUAAUUUGGGAAAUAUGUAUGCUUGUGCAAAUGUGAGUCAGAUGUAUGCGAAGGGCGAUGGAACGGCAAAAGAUGAAACAUUAUCGGCAAAGUACAAAAAUAUGGCAUUGGAAAUGCAAGAAGAACUGAAGAGACAACAAACGUUACAGUUCCAACAGGGACUUUAGACACCCUGAAAAAGCUUAGUUUUAUUAUAUAGUAAAUUGGUUGACGAUUAAAUGCAUUAAAUUACGCUGCA